GAAACUGGCUGGCAAUAAGAUCAGUGGAGGCAUUCCCAAGACCAUUACGAAGCUUAAAAAGCUCGAGUUUUUCUCUGUGGCAUUCAACAGUAUGAACGCAGAUUUGCCAGACUUCCUGUCCGAGCUCACAGCGCUCAGGCAGAUGGGGAUGCGCAGCAAUGAAUUCACCGGGUUCAUACCCACCAGCCUCGGCACUCUUUCCCACCUGCAGCGACUGGAGCUGAGUUACAACCAGCUCAGUGGCAUGGUGCCGGUCUCCUUGGCCAACCUGCACAACCUCACCGAGCUGUGGCUGCGAGACAACCAGCUCAACGGCACCAUCCCCUCCUUACUUGGAGAACUGACCAAACUCGUUGCUCUGGAUCUGAAGAACAACGACAUGAAUGGCACCAUCCCCGCCUCCCUCUUCAACCUCACCAGGCUCACCAAACUCGAUUUCAACUCCAAUGGGUUCACAGGACCACUGGCCUCUAGCAUUGGGAGGCUCGUCAGCCUUCAGUUCUUCGAUUUAAGCAGCUGCCAGUUCUCAGGGUCUCUCCCAGACACCAUCGGUCGCCUCACCAACCUGACACAAAUGUGGCUGGCAGACAACCAUUUCAACGGUUCCGUGCCCGACUCAUGGAGCAGCCUCACACAGCUGCGCGCACUUGGCCUCGCAGGCAAUGCUCUUUCCGGCACUGUCCCAGCAGCAUUUUUCAACCUCAAGAGCCUCACCCAACUGCACUUCCCCAACAACUUAUUCCAUGGUUCCCUUCCCACUGCCCUCUUUCAGCUCACCAACCUCACUGAUCUAAACUUUGGCAAUACAUCCUUGUCGGGACCAAUACCUUCGGAGAUCAGCAAUCUUGUGCAGCUAGUGUGGACCGAUGGGAAGAGGGCCAACUUCAGUGGACCCCUGCCGACCACCAUCACACGAAUGACGACCCUCGAGAGAUUGAAUCUGGCCCACAACCGCUUGAGUGGACCCAUUCCCACUGGCUUUGCCAACCUUACCAGCUUGACGAUGCUAAUUCUGAACAACAACAGCCUCUCAGGCGAACUGCCUACUGCGCUGGGCCAGAACCCUGCGCUCAAGGACCUCGGUCUUGGCAGCAACUACCUGAAAGGAUCCUUCCCUGAAAGCUUCUCUAGCCUUACCAACCUUACCAAACUGGUCCUGAGCAACAACUCUCUCUCUGGCUCUCUUCCUACCACCAUCAGCGCUCUUACCUCCCUCAGCAUCCUGUAUUUUCACAACAACAACUUUGAGGGGUCACUGCCCAAUCUCCCGUACAACGUAUCGGCAGUAGAUUUCAGUGGCAACAACUUCACAGGAGGAUUUCCGUUGUACUCCGCACGAUUCAGCAGCCUUGCCUCAUUGAACGUCAGCAGCAACAGGCUUUCUGGCUCGCUUCCUUCAGAGCUGGGCAAUCUCGUGGCCCUUACAUCCCUCAACACGAGUGGCAACCAGUUCUCAGGCGUCAUCCCGCCCUCCCUCCAAGCCCUCAAGCUCCUUAGUUUCCUGGAUCUGAGUGGCAACUCUCUCAGUGGUGGCAUUCCAGACUUCCUGAGCGUGCUCACGCUCUUACAGAGGCUCAAUCUCAGCACCAACUCGCUCUCUGACACGCUUUCUGCAUCCCUGGGAGCUCUGGACCAGUUGACGUCCCUUGACUUGAGCAGCAACCAGCUGUCUGGGUCAAUCCCUUCUGCCUUUGGCGGCCUCACCCUGCUCGUGCACAUUGAUGCACAUGUGAGAGAUGCACAUGUGAGUGAUGCACAUGUGAGUGAUGCACAUGUGAGUGAUGCACAUGUGAGUGAUGCACAUGUGAGUGGUGCACAUGUCAGUGAUGCACAUGUGAGUGGUGCACAUGUGAGUGAUGCACAUGUGAGUGAUGCACAUGUGAGUGAUGCACAUGUGAGUGAUGCACAUGUGAGUGGUGCACAUGUGAGUGAUGCACAUGUGAGUGGUGCACAUGUGAGUGAUGCACAUGUGAGUGAUGCACAUGUGAGUGAUGCACAUGUGAGUGAUGCACAUGUGAGAGAUGCACAUGUGAGUGAUGCACAUGUGAGUGAUGCACAUGUGAGUGAUGCACAUGUGAGAGAUGCACAUGUGAGUGAUGCACAUGUGAUGGAUGCACAUGUGAGUGGUGCACAUGUGAGUGAUGCACAUGUGAGUGGUGCACAUGUGAGUGAUGCACAUGUGAGUGAUGCACAUGUGAGUGAUGCACAUGUGAGUGAUGCACAUGUGAGAGAUGCACAUGUGAGUGAUGCACAUGUGAGUGAUGCACAUGUGAGUGAUGCACAUGUGAGAGAUGCACAUGUGAGUGAUGCACAUGUGAUGGAUGCACAUGUGAGUGAUGCACAUGUGAGAGAUGCACAUGUGAGUGAUGCACAUGUGAGUGAUGCACAUGUGAGUGAUGCACAUGUGAGUGAUGCACAUGUGAGAGAUGCACAUGUGAGUGAUGCACAUGUGAUGGAUGCACAUGUGAGUGAUGCACAUGUGAGAGAUGCACAUGUGAGUGAUGCACAUGUGAGUGAUGCACAUUUGAGUGAUGCACAUUUAACAUCGGCCGCCUCUCAGACCUCACCUCCCUGUACGUCCAGAGUGGGUCAUGUCAUCCUAAUCAUCCUCAUCAUCCUAAUCAUCCCCAUCAUCCUAAUCAUCCCCAUCAUCCUCAUCAUCCCAAUCAUCCCAAUCAUCCCCAUCAUCCUAAUCAUCCCCAUCAUCCUAAUCAUCCCCAUUAUCCUCAUCAUCCCCAUCAUCCUCAUCAUCCCCAUCAUCGUCAUCAUCCCCAUCAUCCUCAUCACCCCCAUCAUCCUUAUCAUCCCCAUCAUCCUAAUCAUCGCCAUCAUCCUAAUCAUCCCCAUCAUCCUAAUCAUCCCCAUUAUCCUCAUCAUCCCCAUCAUCCUCAUCAUCCCCAUCAUCGUCAUCAUCCCCAUCAUCCUAAUCAUCCCCAUCGUCCUCAUCAUCCCUAUCAUCCUCAUCAUCCCCAUCAUCCUCAUCACCCCCAUCAUCCUUAUCAUCCCCAUCAUCCUAAUCAUCGCCAUCAUCCUAAUCAUCCCCAUCAUCCUAAUCAUCCCCAUUAUCCUCAUCAUCCCCAUCAUCCUCAUCAUCCCCAUCAUCGUCAUCAUCCCCAUCAUCCUAAUCAUCCCCAUCGUCCUCAUCAUCCCUAUCAUCCUCAUCAUCCCCAUCAUCCUCAUCACCCCCAUCAUCCUUAUCAUCCCCAUCAUCCUAAUCAUCGCCAUCAUCCUAAUCAUCCCCAUCAUCCUAAUCAUCCCCAUUAUCCUCAUCAUCCCCAUCAUCCUCAUCAUCCCCAUCAUCGUCAUCAUCCCCAUCAUCCUCAUCACCCCCAUCAUCCUUAUCAUCCCCAUCAUCCUAAUCAUCGCCAUCAUCCUAAUCAUCCCCAUCAUCCUAAUCAUCCCCAUUAUCCUCAUCAUCCCCAUCAUCCUCAUCAUCCCCAUCAUCGUCAUCAUCCCCAUCAUCCUAAUCAUCCCCAUCGUCCUCAUCAUCCCUAUCAUCCUCAUCAUCCCCAUCAUCCUCAUCACCCCCAUCAUCCUUAUCAUCCCCAUCAUCCUAAUCAUCGCCAUCAUCCUAAUCAUCCCCAUCAUCCUAAUCAUCCCCAUUAUCCUCAUCAUCCCCAUCAUCCUCAUCAUCCCCAUCAUCGUCAUCAUCCCCAUCAUCCUAAUCAUCCCCAUCGUCCUCAUCAUCCCUAUCAUCCUCAUCAUCCCCAUCAUCCUCAUCACCCCCAUCAUCCUUAUCAUCCCCAUCAUCCUAAUCAUCGCCAUCAUCCUAAUCAUCCCCAUCAUCCUAAUCAUCCCCAUUAUCCUCAUCAUCCCCAUCAUCCUCAUCAUCCCCAUCAUCGUCAUCAUCCCCAUCAUCCUCAUCACCCCCAUCAUCCUUAUCAUCCCCAUCAUCCUAAUCAUCGCCAUCAUCCUAAUCAUCCCCAUCAUCCUAAUCAUCCCCAUUAUCCUCAUCAUCCCCAUCAUCCUCAUCAUCCCCAUCAUCGUCAUCAUCCCCAUCAUCCUAAUCAUCCCCCAUAUCCUCAUCAUCCCCAUCAUCCUCAUCAUCCCCAUCAUCCUCAUCAUCCCCAUCAUCGUCAUCAUCCCCAUCAUCCUAAUCAUCCCCCAUAUCCUCAUCAUCCCCAUCAUCCUCAUCAUCCCCAUCAUCCUAAUCAUCCCCAUUAUCCUCAUCAUCCGCAAUACCUUCCUUGAACCACUGCCAUGGGGCAUCAACAGCCUGGGGCAGCUGCAGGCCUUGUACGGCACCCCCAGCAUUUUCUGCAACGACAAUGCCACCUGCCCUGCUGCCCCUGCGCCGCCCGCCAGCCCGAUGCCCCCUCAUGCGCCACCAGCCAAUCCCACGUCGCCACCUGUCGCCGACUCCAGCUCCCCUGCGUCUGCGCCCAACACCACCUGCCAUGUGUGCCAGAGAUACUGCCUUGGCUGCUCCCCCUCUGCCCCCAGUGCGUCUCCUGCUGCUUCUGCUCCCUCUGUCCCUCCUGCACUGCUUCGCCCACCGUACAACUUCCAUCACUCAUUACACCUCUCAUUUGCUAAAUCUCCUGCCAUCCUGAGCCCACUCUUGCUUUCCCAAUACUUCGUCUCCUUCGCUCAUUUUCCCUCCCCAUCCUCUUUUCUCGUCCAGUUCCUUAUCUGUUCUCUCUCCCCAGGGGCCAUAGCAGGCAUAGUGGCAGCGGCACUCAUUGCACUCCUUGCUCUCAUCGCCCUAAUCAUCCUACUCUGCUUCCGCUUCCGCCAAACGAAGCCUGCGUGCAAGCAGUACUCACUGGCGAACAUCCAGCAGGCCACCAACUUCUUCUCGGAGGUCAACCUGAUUGGCUCAGGGGGCUUCAGCGACGUGUACAAGGGCGUGGAUCCACAAGAUCCGGAGGUGCUGUGGGCUGUCAAGCGCGCGACGGCGCUGUCCAACGACUUUAUGAAGGAGGUGGCAGACAUGGCACGGCUGAAGCAUCCAGCACUGGUGCCACUGCUGGGGUACUGCAUCGACUACAACGAGGCGACCCUACAGAUGGAGCAGAUCAUCGUGUCUCACUUCAUGCCCAACGGAGACCUCUGGCAAUGGACCAAGCCAGGGGCGAAGCCCAUGUCACUGCGUGUGAGGCUGGCAGUGCUGGUGGACGUGGCAGACGGGCUGAGCUUCCUCCACAGCCGUCGGAUCGUGCACCGCGAUGUGAAGCCGGCCAACGUGCUGCUGGAUGCUGAAAUGCGGGCGAAGGUGGCGGAUUUUGGGUUCAUGCGGAUGAUGGAGGCGAGCAAAGUGAAUCCCACCAGGGUGAUGGGCACACCGGGCUAUGUGGACCCCGAAUACCACGACACCCACCUCGCCACCACCGCCACCGAUGUGUACAGUUUUGGAGUGUUGCUGCUGGAGAUGCUGACUGGCAGGGAGCCCAUCCUCACAGUCGAUGGUUCACAGUCACACAUUCGGGACUGGGCGGCUGCAGAGCUCUCCAGUGGUGACGUCAUCCCCAUCAUAGACCCCAGAAUGGUCUCCCCUGCUGCCUCCCGCACCAGCAUGGUGCAUGCUGACGUCAUGCAGAGCCUUGCAUCCCUGGCGUUGGCAUGCACUGCCAUGCCCGCUGCUUCGCGCCCCUCCAUGGCCAAAGUGCUCUCACAGCUGAAGCAGCUCCACCAGGAGGUGGUGAGGCGGGAGGGGGAGAGCCUAUUGGAGCAAGGGAGUGGCCUGGGAGGACUGGGAACGGGUGGAGCGAGUUGGUUAGUGAGGGAGAAUCGUGUGAGCCCUGCAGCUGCGUCGACAGUAGGGAGUGAGAGUGCGGUGAUGGGAACAACGGAUGACGUAGGUAGUCCUGAAGAGGAUGAGGGCUCGAUUGUUGGCGAGGUGACGAGUGGGGAAGCAAGUAGGAGCAUGGGUGACGGCCACAACUGA
Molecule: messenger RNA, 5887 nt
Organism: Closterium sp. Naga37s-1
Lineage: Eukaryota; Viridiplantae; Streptophyta; Zygnematophyceae; Desmidiales; Closteriaceae
Source: the annotation of a GenBank genome assembly